AUGGCCAGUUUGGCCCGACACACAUUCCCCCCAGAGCUCAACCACGAGCUUAUGAACCUUGGAUCAGUGAACACCAUGAUGGUGUCAUUGGACGCGACGCAGGAGGAUGGCCUGUACUCGGCCUUUGUACGCACGCUGUCCAAGAUUCUGGACACCCUCUGCACCACCGACCCCGUAACGCCGACAAAUUUGCUUUCAUUUCUCUAUGAAGUACGCAAGCUGCUCGUUUGUACAAUAACUUUGGCCAAUGCUCGGGGCCUCCGAAGGGUUGCAGUGUGCCGCGAUGAAGCUCGCGCGCGAAGAAGCGCGCGGCUGUGGGGCGGAUUGCUGAAGCCGCUGGCGCACUGA
This is a messenger RNA of Volvox carteri f. nagariensis, 348 nucleotides long. RefSeq lists its product as uncharacterized. The coding region runs from base 1 to 348 and encodes 115 amino acids. Lineage: Eukaryota; Viridiplantae; Chlorophyta; Chlorophyceae; Chlamydomonadales; Volvocaceae. The record is from RefSeq and is a predicted model, not a curated record. The transcript has 2 exons.